GGGACGUGCAGCUAGGGCACAUUUCUGAACUGCCUUCAGAAACGCUGCGCAGUAGCAGCAGUCCUCGUGCUGAAAAGUUUGGAACCAUUUUAAGUCACCAGUCUAUCAGCUUCCUGCUUUGAACAUAACUUUACCAGGGUCUGAUCUGAGGUGCACUGGAGUAAAUAAAACAUAAUGUUAACAGGCUUUGAGACUUGAACAUUCCAAAUGCAGAAAUGAUUUGGCAACUAACGUCUCAUUGGUCACCCCUGGUUACACCCCUGGUUUUUGGUCUGCUUCUGCAAGCACCAUUCACACAGCCUUCCACCAUCACACAGCCAAACUUUGUCCUGUUGCUGGCUGAUGAUCUUGGCAUAGGGGAUGUAGGUUGCUAUGGGAAUGAUACUAUCAGGACCCCGAACAUUGAUCGCCUGGCAAAGGAAGGAGUGAAGCUGACCCAACACAUCGCUGCAGCUCCACUUUGCACCCCCAGCAGAGCAGCUUUCCUCACUGGCAGAUAUCCCCUCCGAUCAGGGAUGGAUGCUAUAAACGAUUACCGUGUUAUUUUUUGGAAUGCUGGCUCAGGAGGGCUUCCUCCAAAUGAAACCACUUUUGCCAAAAUACUGCAGCACCAAGGCUACAGCACAGGACUGAUAGGGAAGUGGCAUCAAGGUGUUAACUGUGAAUCCCGCAAUGACCAUUGCCAUCAUCCUUUAAAACAUGGAUUUGACUAUUUCUAUGGGAUGCCUUUUACACUAAUAAGUGACUGUCAGCCAACAGAAACACCAGAGAUGGACAGAGCCUUUAGAAGGAAACUCUGGCUUUCCACACAAAUGAUUGGCCUCAUUACACUCACUGCUGUCCUUGGAAGACUGACCGGCUUGAUUUCAGUCCACUGGAAAACACUGACCUGCCUUGCUGGGUUUAGUUUCCUGUUCUUCAUAUCCUGGUUCUCAAGUUAUGGAUUUGUACGGUACUGGAACUGCAUUAUGAUGAGAAACCAUGGGAUUACUGAGCAGCCAAUGGUGACAGACAGAACUACGUCCCUUAUCUUGAGAGAGUCCAUUUCAUUUAUUGAGAGAAAUAAGAACAGACCAUUCCUCCUCUUUCUUUCCUUCUUGCAUUCCCACACUCCUCUCCUCACCACGGAGAAGUUUCUUGGGAGGAGCAGACAUGGUUUAUAUGGAGACAAUGUGGAGGAGAUGGACUGGAUGGUGGGCCAGGUUCUAGAUGCCAUUGACAAGGAAGGCUUGAGACAUACUACACUGGUUUACUUUGCCUCUGAUCAUGGUGGAUGGCUGGAACGACAAGAAGGCAAAAGGCAGCUGGGUGGCUGGAAUGGAAUAUACAAAGGUGGAAAAGCUAUGGGAGGAUGGGAAGGAGGAAUCCGUGUCCCAGGGAUAUUUAGAUGGCCAGGAGUGUUACCUGCAGGCAGAGUUAUUGAUGAACCUACAAGUCUUAUGGACAUUUAUCCUACAAUAGUUCAUUUGGCUGGAGGGACAGUGCCUCAGGACAGGGUGAUUGACGGCCGGGAUCUGCUGCCCCUACUGCGAGGCACAGUGGCACACUCGGAGCACGAGUUCCUGUUCCACUACUGCGGCACUCACUUACACGCUGCGCGCUGGCACCAGAAGGACACUGGAGCUGUUUGGAAGGCUCAUUAUGUGACUCCCAUCUUCAGUCCUCCUGGAGCUGGGGCUUGUUAUGACAGAGGAUUUUGCCCAUGCUUUGGGGAAGGAGUGGCCCAUCAUGAGCCUCCAUUGCUGUUUGAGCUCUCACAAGACCCUUCAGAAGCCAAACCUCUCUCAGCUGACACAGAGCCCCUCUUUGAGACUGUCCUAAGGAAGAUUGGCAGAGCCAUAGAGGAGCACCGCAGGACUCUGACUCCAGUGCCAGAGCAGCUCUCUGUGUCCAACGUGGUGUGGAAGCCGUGGCUGCAGCCGUGCUGUGGGACAUUCCCGCUCUGUUGGUGUGAUAAGGAAGAUGACAGCACACAGAUCUUCUGAGAUGCAUGUCUAAUGACACAUCCUGUGGCACUGUGUACCCUGCUGACAAAGAUAUCAGAUAAUAAUUGAGUUUUUUCUUCUCCAAAGCAAAGCAAAGUGGAUGAAAAUAAAGAAGAAAAGGAAUAUCAAUCAGAAGUUUUCCCCUUCGUUCUUUGCCACUAGCUAAAGGUUUAAGGAAAUCCUAGUUUUGCAGACUUGAGUAUAAGAGAAAACUGUGGAGGUGUGUCCCCAAUAUCUGACUGAUUUAUGCCUUCUCAAGGAACACAGUUGAAAAAUGCUGCAGAGAGCCAAGUGCUGAGCAGGCAGCAGUAAGAAAUAAAAAUAAACCUCUAAAUGUUUGCAGUUGUGUCUCUAUAGCCCACAAAUCACAGUUGUACUCUAUUUAAACAUAGUAAUUGUAGUCAUUGCUGCUUCCUGUACUGCUCUGUUAUCUCUGUUGAGAUGCUGCUCCUCCAAAGGUGGAGGAAAUCUGAUGUAGUGAGGGAUUUUCCUUGAGUUGUGAACUUGUGAUCUGAGCUUUAUCUGGGUAAAAAUAACCUAUGUCACAGAUAAUAUGAGGUAUAAAAUAUUAAUGUGCAGUAUACCUCUGCAACAGUUAUAUAAGUGAGAGAAACAUUCUGCCCAUCAGAAAGAGGUCCUGCCGCAUACUGAUUUGGAAAAACAAUUUUAUUGCAUAUAAGAUGCUAAUAAAAAUGUUUUAAAUUAAUAAUUUGCAGUGCUUUAAUGUCAGUUGUAGAAAAAUAAAGUACAUUUGAGAGUCAUAUUGGAGUAAAAAAAUAUUUGGUAGCAAUAUAUAUAUUUUUGCAAGGUAUAACUUGUAUAAAGGGAUCAUGCCAGUACUAAAAAAACACAUAUACCCAAACCAACAGAAGAAACACCUACAGUGGUGUGACCCUAGGCAGACUUUCUAAGGAGAUAUGGCUUUGCAUAUUUGCAUUUUACAAUGAAAUUACAUAGAUUUUAGGGCUUUGAAUCAUAUUAAUGGCUGUAUUUUUGUAGUAGUAGAUUAAGUCCAAAUUCAUAAUAAGCAUCCUGCUAGAACUCUAGGAA
Molecule: messenger RNA, 3035 nt
Organism: Poecile atricapillus (Black-capped chickadee)
Lineage: Eukaryota; Metazoa; Chordata; Aves; Passeriformes; Paridae
Product: arylsulfatase D-like
Exons: 12
Coding region: 216-1985 (589 amino acids)
Molecular function (GO): arylsulfatase activity
Source: RefSeq, a predicted model, not a curated record